CAGAGGCACCAUUGUUCUGAUUCCCCAGCCAAUCACAGGCCGGCAUGGUAUUACGGCAUUUAUAAAUAACACAAAUCUCCUUUCCACCUCCUUUCAGUUUGGAUAUCACACACCUCCCCUCGCAGCUCACAGUUACUAUGUUAUUAUCUGUGCUGCCCAUUUCCGAGGCGGGCGGGCGCAGGCGUGUUUACUGACACACAGGUGGGCUCCCCGGCGAAGGGUGAGAAGCUUUGCGUUUGAUGCCCAUUCUCGGGAUUAAAUAGUGAAUCGGGCGGGCAGGUCAGCCGGUCCCACCUCCUCCUCAUCAUCAUCAGUCCUGCGCUCUGUCAAUCUUCGGCUCUCUCCCUCUCCGGCUUGACUUCCUUCCGACGCUCUCUCGGUUUCUUUCCCGGAGAAUGAGCUCUUCCUCCCUGAGCACUGACACUCUCCCCGGUAACAGGACGCAGGAGGGCGCAAUGAAGGUGAAGCAGAGCGGAGGGCAGGUGGUGGCGGCUGCGGGCAGCACGGAGGAGCAGCUGCUCAGGAAGGCUCACAUCACUCCGGAGGAUGUGCUCUUGCUGCAGAAGAUCACAAGCGAUUAUUUAUGCUCGCCAGAAGAAAAUAUUUACAAGAUAGAUUUCACGAGAUUUAAAAUCCGGGACAUGGAGUCAGCAACUGUUCUAUUUGAAAUCACAAAGCCACCAGCAUCAGAGCGAGAACAUGGUGACAAGAAAGAUGUGGAUCCCAACGCAGGUAGAUUUGUCAGGUACCAAUUCACACCCGCUUUCCUCAGACUGCGCCAGGUUGGGGCAACGGUUGAAUUUACAGUUGGUGACAAGCCCAUUAAUAACUUUCGUAUGAUUGAGAGACAUUACUUCCGGGAUCAGCUCUUGAAAAGCUUCGACUUUGAGUUUGGCUUCUGCAUCCCCAGCAGUAAAAACACAUGCGAACAUAUUUAUGAAUUCCCACAGCUUUCAGAGGAUCUCAUUCGUGAAAUGAUCAUCCAUCCCUACGAGACGCAAUCAGACAGUUUCUACUUUGUGGACAACAAGCUAGUGAUGCAUAACAAGGCAGAUUAUUCAUAUAGCGGAGGCCCUUGAUCCUAUUGAAGGAGGAAACCAACUACAAAGCAUUGAAAACAAUCCCCUUCCCCCUAGCAGUUAUACAAGGGAUUGUGCCCAACUUCCUGUAGGAGAAUCCAUCCGGGAUCCAAUAUUCUGUUUGCUAGUAGGACUUCUAAGAUUGAGCGUAAAUCUUCCCCAACCCGUCCUAGAGCCUUUUUUAGCACAUUAAAUCAGUGCAAGGAUCUUCAUACGUCUUCAAACGUUGGCAAGGAUGCCUUUAAAAUGAUCUGAGUCCUCUCAAUGAGAAUGUGGUCUUUGUACCAGAGCGUCUGAGCAAUGCAACUAGUUUAAUAACUAUCAUUGUCACAUUCAGCAUCACAAAUGUUCUCCUGGAACAAGGACUGUUGUAAAAAGUUAUCCCAAAUCUUUUUCAAGACCAACCAAGCUGAUAUCAUAUGGGCCAUUCAUUUUAGGACCAACCAUUCUCGUAUAACUUGGACCAAAUCAUCUUAGGAACGACUUUUCUCCUAUCCCUUGACCCACACCAGGUCUCUUCUAUGUCAAGCACCAACCGCACAGAGUUCAAAUAAAAAACAGUUUUGUAAGCUUGGACCAGACCAUUGUAAAGGGAAUCCAAGCCAAAGAUCUAAUCGGUUCUUCCUUAUCAGCCUCGUCUUCUUAGUAAUCUCUUUAACUCAUUGUGUUACUAGGCUUUUUUUGGCAGGCUUUUCUCUGAUUUAACAGAAGUGUAAACUAGACAUUUUGAAGCUUAUAUAGUGAUGCAAAAUAUUAUAAAAAGUUGUAAUAUGACAUUUAAAAAAAAGAAAAGGUCAAUUGUAUCAAUUAUCAAGGUAUAAUUAAAGUCAGCGAGGCAUAUAUAAAGGGCAGCUCAACCCAAACAGCUAGAUACACUGUUUCAACUUGUGUAGAAGCUGUCAUACCUGCCAAAUGAUUUGUAAAGUAAUGCGUGUACACUCUGGUGUGCUACG
Molecule: messenger RNA, 2032 nt
Organism: Nanorana parkeri
Lineage: Eukaryota; Metazoa; Chordata; Amphibia; Anura; Dicroglossidae
Gene: UNC119
Product: unc-119 lipid binding chaperone
Exons: 5
Coding region: 396-1079 (227 amino acids)
Biological process (GO): visual perception; mitotic cytokinesis; negative regulation of caveolin-mediated endocytosis
Cellular component (GO): intercellular bridge; spindle midzone; spindle pole
Molecular function (GO): lipid binding
Source: RefSeq, a predicted model, not a curated record